This is a messenger RNA of Callorhinchus milii (elephant shark), 2319 nucleotides long. It is a transcript of the gene hoxd3a, whose product is annotated as homeobox D3a. The record is from RefSeq and is a predicted model, not a curated record. Gene Ontology annotation, molecular function: DNA-binding transcription factor activity, RNA polymerase II-specific; RNA polymerase II cis-regulatory region sequence-specific DNA binding. Lineage: Eukaryota; Metazoa; Chordata; Chondrichthyes; Chimaeriformes; Callorhinchidae. The transcript has 5 exons. The coding region runs from base 259 to 1491 and encodes 410 amino acids. Gene Ontology annotation, cellular component: nucleus. Gene Ontology annotation, biological process: regulation of transcription by RNA polymerase II.
CUGUGGAAAGUCACACCAAGAAGCAAGCUGUCCUGUUCGCCCGCUAUGGAUUGGUACUGUCCUGGUGUCUUUUUACCUUUGUACUGGAAAAGCAGCAAAUCUGGCAGUAUGGAGGAGGCGUUACAAAGAAAGUCAGCAGCGUCUGCGGAAUUCAGACGGGUUCCGAUUUCAACCCAAAGAAAGUCUGAAAGAGAAAGCCAGGGUGGAUUGCUGCGGUUUGCCGAUUGGCGGAAGUGUGCCACUUGAACGAGGGUGUCAAUGCUAUUCGAUCAGGGUGUCAAGACCCUAUCAUUUCGAAAUAGAGAGAUGCAAAAGACGACUUACUACGAUAAUUCCGGAGUAUUUGGUGGUUACUCUUACCAAAAAUCCAACACUUACAGCUAUAGCUCCAGUCACCAGACGUAUCCAACGUCAUCUGUUGAAAAUGAUUAUCAGAGCCCGGCUUGUCCCAUCCAAACACCCAGUAUCAGAGACCCAAACCAUAAACCCACCGAAAUAAAUGGCAGCUGCAUGCGAACAAGUGGCAGCCAGGCCCCUGCCCAGCCCCAAAGCAUCAAUGAGUCACAACAGCCACCGCCGUUACCACCCUCACCUAAUGCAAGUAACACCUCGUCACAGAAAAGAACGAAGUCCAUCCCAAAUUCCUCUGGCAGCCCGGCUGCUACUCUCACCAAACAAAUCUUCCCAUGGAUGAAAGAGUGUCGUCAAAACUCCAAGCAGAAAAACAACUGCACAGUUGCAGGUGAGAGUUGUGAGGAUAAGAGUCCUCCAGGCCCAGCCUCCAAGAGAGUCCGCACAGCUUAUACUAGUGCCCAGCUGGUGGAACUGGAAAAGGAAUUUCAUUUCAAUCGUUAUCUGUGUCGUCCUCGUCGAGUUGAAAUGGCGAAUUUGUUAAACCUGACCGAACGCCAGAUAAAGAUCUGGUUCCAGAACAGGAGAAUGAAAUACAAAAAGGAUCAGAAGGCCAAAGGGAUCAUGCACUCUCCUAUUGGACAGUCUCCAGACAGAAGUCCGCUUUUAAAUGCGCCAAAUAACAUUGGGUUUUCAAGCCAACUGCCCACUGUCAACAAUCUGAGUUACGACGCUCCUUCGCCAACAUCUUUCACCAAAUCCCAGCAAAAUGUGUACGGUUUGGCUGCUUACACAGCACCUCUCAAUAGCUGCUUAACCCAGCAGAAGAGGUACCCUGGCUCAGAGUAUGACCAUCACCCUAUGCAGAGUAAUGGUGGCUUUGCCAAUCCUAAUUUGCAGGGCAGCCCUGUGUAUGUUGGAGGGAACUUUGUUGAUUCCAUGUCAGCUGCUGGUCCGAUGUUCAACCUUAGCCAUCUUCCUCAUCCUUCAUCCGCCAGUGUGGACUACAGCUGCGCUGCUCAGAUACCAGGCAAUCACCACCAUGGACCUUGUGACCCCCACCCCACAUACACAGACCUGACUUCUCAUCACACAUCUCAGGGAAGAAUUCAAGAAGCGCCCAAACUAACUCAUCUGUAAUGGACACAGCACGGUUUGCCCAAGCGAUGUCACCUCGCUUUUUUAUUACCUCAUUUGUAUCAAGUAUUCUCCUGCUUUGAGACUGCCAGCAGCAUUUGUCAACCCACCCACCACUCAUUUCCUAUCCGUUACAUUGCUUUUCUGUGUUUGUUUAAGGGUCCUUAUGCCAGCUGUUGUGUUCCCCCCCCCCACUUUCGGUAUGGUCCUAGUGCAAAUGCAGAAAACAAAUAGAGGAACAAUUACUUGAAACCGGUGAUUAAGAAGGUAAGACAUAAUGAUGUCAGUGGGCUGCAAGCGCUUCUUCUUAAGAUGGAUUUGAAAGACUGUGAUUCCACACAUUCCACUUUGGUGAGAUUCUGCCUGUAAACUGGUUUUAUUACCCAAUAGCCCGAGCUCUGUACUUUUCAGUAAGAACGAACUGCAUUGAACGUCAAUGAUAUGUAUUUAUUAUUUUAACUCGAAACAAAAAAGAUUUUUCUAUCACUUAUUUAUCCUCGUCUUAAUGUAUUUAUGUGGAAAUUUAUAGAUCUUAUACAACCUGACUUUGACCUGUUUGAUCCAUGUCUGUUACAAUCAUAUUUCUCCUCUUUAGUAAACCUGGGUUUAAACUAGAUGAGAGGAUAGUUUCUUGAGCAAUUGUAUCAGUGGCUGAUGUUUGUAGUUUAUGUAAGGGUUAUUUCUGAAAGCAAACUUGUAAGUUAUGAUUGUAGUUAAUCAAAGAAAAUGUGACACUACACAAUAGACUAUACACAUUUCUAUAAGAAUACUUUAUUUCAAUUGUCUGGUUCUAUUUCGAAAGAUAUUUAGAAUAAAAAUCUGUUCUUUGAA